AUGAAUUACGCCAUCUUUGGGAGGCUGUCUGUGAUUUGUCAAAGUGACGUUUAUUUAUUCUCUCUUUUCUCUCGCUCUUUCAUUUCAGGUACUUGCAAAGGAUGCAACUCUGCCAUUGGAAAACAAAUCAAAGGAGGCUAUCUGCUUCGAUAUAAAAAGCAAGUUUUGUGGAGUCGAUGGUCGGAGGAGUGGGUCGUCCUGUACGAUGACUCGACGAUGGCAUGGUUUACGGAACCGGGCCGCUCGUCCCCCGCCGGCAAGAUUCUCGUCAAGGAAGCGCCGGAAAUGCUCGCGAUAGCCCACUGGACGGGGCAGAUUCCGCGCCGGCCGCCGCUCCCAGACGGCGUCAGCGUGUCGCAGCUGAUUGCGCUCGGGUCACGGCGGAAACGCUCCAAGGUGUACUGGAUGAUCGCCAAGAGCGAGGAGGAAGUCAGCGACUGGAUAGCGGCCAUCACAAAAACGCUUCCACCACCGCCGCAGAUCGAGCUGGUCGUCGAUAAGCCACACCUAAUGGGCGUCUUGCGGAGGCCAAUCGUGCGGAUACGACCGGCCACCAGCUCGGAGGUGUCGGCCCGGCGAAAAAACCGCACCAGCAUCGAAAACAACACGACCAAGGUGCGGGGCGAGGCGGCGGUGGCCAUCAUCAAAAAGUCCACCCAGGAGAACUCGGAACCGAAGGGUUCGCUGGCCUGUGCGCUGCCCUGGGGCCACGGCUGGGGUUGGGCGACCCUGCCGAAUGGCAUCUGGAGCGGCGCACUGACCUGGUCCCAGUGCGAGGACUCGAUCACGCUGCACGCACUGCCGACGACGCACUGCACCAACCUGAUCGAGGCGCCGUGCGCCGGCGGAAUCUACCACACCGAAAUCAGCGGGUUCGACCUGCACCACGGCAUCGAGGACGUCGGCGGCGAGGACUUUGACUACGCGAUGGACUGCGGCGAUUUCAUCUUUUAAAUACUCUCACACACACAUUAACAAUGGCACACAACACGAACACACUAAUACACUGACACAUAUCCACGGCGAACUGCAAAUCGUGCAUGAAAAACAGUGGAGAAUUGUAACAA
Culex pipiens pallens (northern house mosquito) is the source of this 1067-nucleotide messenger RNA. RefSeq lists its product as uncharacterized. The transcript is spliced from 9 exons. Bases 1 to 954 code for a protein of 317 amino acids. Gene Ontology annotation, biological process: regulation of cell differentiation. Lineage: Eukaryota; Metazoa; Arthropoda; Insecta; Diptera; Culicidae. Gene Ontology annotation, cellular component: membrane. The record is from RefSeq and is a predicted model, not a curated record.